UGUCGUAAAAAUCCACCCAAUCGACUACUUGGACAUUGAGAAGCCAGAAAGUGAUGACAUUGACCAUGAGGAUAUUUAUGAUCUCCUCGUUGGUUGCAAUCUCUGUGGUGUCUAUACGAUUCAACGAUGGCAGCGAUGGGCAACUGAAUCUGGACAAUGAUGUUGUCGAUGAUGACAUUCUCUCUGUCAACGACAAAGUUACGAUUCUAGCAGGCAAGUACGCUGGAUGCAGCGGUGUUGUCGAAAAGGUCUCUGGUCGAAAGAACAAAGUGAAAGUUCGGAGGAACUGUGGAGAUGGACGACGCGGUGAUGGCAAAUCAUGGUGGUACAAGCCCGGACAAGUGGAAGAAAUCAUCGAAGAUGAAGCUACAGGAGCAAAGGAAGAAGAUGCACCACAGGAGCAAGGCAUUUCACUUGUUGUGAAUGCCGAGUUUCACCGGAAGCAUUUACUCUGUGACCGAUACAAGGAUUUGCCCGCCAUCAAUCCCAGAGCCAAGCCACCGGUACUGGGAGGCCGCCCUGUGGUACGUCGAGGUCAAGAAGUCCUUUUCAAGGCUCACGGAGAUGUCGUUUCGUCCAUGACUUCAGCAGACGUUGAAGUUCUUGGUGCCAAAACUCCCAUCGGUUCCAUCAGCGCCAGGAUUCAAGGUGAGGAAAUCUAUCUGAAUUUGCCAGCUUUGGCUCCUGUCGGUGAGUACGAGUUGCGCCUCUACAAAGCAAAGAAGAUAGUGGCGACCUUCCCCUUCAUUGUUGUCUUUAACCCUUUUACUUGCUCGGACUGUCCAGAGCAUUCGGACGAGCACGAGGAGUAUGUCGCAGGUGAUGAAGGCUUGCUUUGGCAAGGUUUGUCGGAUGACCAUACAGCCAAUAUUUGGCACCAUGAGCCCUUUCGGGCAGCAAAUCUCCUGAUCAGUCUGGCGCUGCUUCAACAUUUGCCACUGGAGUUGCGAGGGGAUGUGGUGGCCGUGUCACGAUUCCUGACCAAUGCAGUUGGGGAGAAGGUCUGCUACGGGAAGUGGGGCGAUGGAAACUAUGCCACUGGCAAGCCAGCAAAGGGCUACCGAUGCAAAUCCAAGAAAUCUAUUAAGCGUCAGGCAGACAAGUGGUCACACACAUGUCAUGACCCAUUAACCUGGCAUGGAUCAUCCCCACUUCUGGAGCAACACUGGGGGCUUGUCCAAUCCGGAGCCCCUGGAACUGCAGUGCAGUAUUGCCAAUGCUUUGUUUUUUCUGGUGUCCUGACAACUAUUGGUCGAAGCCUUGGCUUGGCAACUCGCUCCGUGACAAACUUCCAGUCAGCACACGAUGUGAACUCGGACCGCGGAGUCUCAAAGUUUUUCUUUUCCACGCCAGAGGGCAUUUGGGAUCCCGUGGAUUUUCCAGAUGAACUAUGCCCAGAUUGGUGUGAGAAGUCCAAGAAAUGCGAAGGCUGUGAGACAGCGUUGCGGAGAGGCCGAGGCUUUUCUGGGAAAUGCAAAGCGUGUAUUCCCUGUGUGCCAUGUCACAGUCGUGAUGAUAGCAUUUGGUCUUUCCAUGUUUGGAAUGAGAUGUACUUCUCGCGUGGCAAGGAGACGACGAAUGGCUGGCAAACGCUGGAUGCAACUCCACAAGAACUAUCAAACGGCAAGUUCCAAAUGGGGCCUGCUUCUGUCAAAGAGGUGCAGAAUGGCACAAGUGAUUGCUAUGACACGGACUUUGUGAUUGGUGAAGUCAAUGGCGAUAUCAAGCUGUAUGUGUACAAUGUGCCGGAUCUGAAUGAGAAGACGAAAAUCCGCGCCAUGGACAAGGGAGACUUUGUUCUUCAUAACGGUGAUCCUUUGUUUCUGGGUUUUCGCUGGUACACUGAUCCGUUUGGAGAGACUUACAACAAUGUGGGCUUCAAAAUUGUCACCAAGAAACCAGGCCCUAUCGCAAGGAAGUGCGUAAAGAAUCCAGCCAAGUGUCAAAUGGAGGAGUUGGAUCUGACUCCCACGUACAAGCAGUGCCCAGAUGCUCAGGACAGGCAGAUGCCUUUUUGUGCUGCAGGCUACCAAAUCAACAAGGCAACGUGCGCAGAUCCUGGAAAGACAAUGCUGUCGCUCCUGGAGCAAAAGGAAGCUAACCUACUUGAAGACACGGCUUUCAGACAGGCCGGAAAAAUCCACGAGUUGACUGGAUCUCAUGUGAAGGAUGUGGAGGCCACAUUUGAUGAUUUAGUGCCAAAAUACGUUGAGAUCAAUCACGAUCUUCCUCUGCAAAUUACCUUCAAGAAUCGAGGCGGUGAGAAGCGCAAAGUGAACAUAGCUAUUUCAGCCAUGGGUAUGGACUACCGUGGACUGCCAGUGAUUCAUAUGGAAACACGAAGGAAGAAGUACGCAAUGAAGCUUCCAAUUGAAGGGGAGCAGACCUUGCUGCAACGCAGCGUUGUCCUUGAGCCCUACGAGAGCCAAACCUUUCAGUAUGUGGUGCCUGCAGAGAAUUUGGACGAGGAUCUCUUGGAGUCUUUGGAGGUCAACGCUGCACAGGGGAACUUCUUCCUACAAUUCCACGUCUCAGCGCAUGUAGAGGAGACGGGACAAACCUUUGCCCGUCAGCCUCGCAGGAGACUGACUGAGUCUGACUGAGUCUGAGGAUGAUAGCCUUUGACCUGUCGCAAUACUGUGCAUCACAUUUGCAAUGUUUGGUGUCAGAUCCUUCUUUAGCUGCUGGCGGUGGGCAGCGUGGCCAAAA
Molecule: messenger RNA, 2709 nt
Organism: Cladocopium goreaui
Lineage: Eukaryota; Dinophyceae; Suessiales; Symbiodiniaceae
Source: the annotation of a GenBank genome assembly